This is a messenger RNA of Anolis carolinensis (green anole), 3546 nucleotides long. It is a transcript of the gene erich6, whose product is annotated as glutamate rich 6. Bases 314 to 2188 code for a protein of 624 amino acids. The record is from RefSeq and is a predicted model, not a curated record. The transcript is spliced from 18 exons. NCBI's taxonomy places the organism in Eukaryota, Metazoa, Chordata, Lepidosauria, Squamata, Anolidae.
CGUUGGCAGAGAAGGCUAUAAAGAUCAAGCAAAACUACAACUGUGAUUCCAUAGCAUUGAGGCAUAGAAGUUGAAGUGGGGUCAAACUGCAUUAAAACAACAGUGUAGAUGCAGCUUUAGUGGAAGAAAGGAAGGAUGAGAGAGACCAAACAUUCCGCAAAAGUUGUCCAAUUAAACAAUAAUUUGUGAAUGGGAUCUGGACCUCUGGGAGUAAGAGCUGUCAGUCUGCUUUAUCUCCAAAGACAAUGAAGACAUUGGAAAAGGACAAUCACCCCCAGCAACCAAUGAUCCAACCAGGGCAUCCGAAGAUAGCAUGGCAGAUCUGCAGCAUGAGAGCAGUGAUGAAAUGGUACUGGCAGAGCUAGCCAUGAUCACAGGUUUGGAAGAUGAAUCAGAAGCAGUUGAAAGUAUAACUUCUAUAUCUUCAGCUAAGUCGUACAAAGAGAGCCAAGAGGAGAUAACGGAUAGCAGCCCAGAGACUGGAUCAGAUGUUAUCUCUUCUGCAGGAAUGACGGCAUUAUUUCCCCGUCAAACCACUGAGACCCCAUCAAAAAGCACAGCAGGACCCAAGGCUCACCCAUCAAUAUUGGGCAGCAUUAGAAGAGAGCACCCUGCCAUUUCCUAUUUAAGUGGGGGGGCAUUGUAUCCUAUUGCUGCUGAUACACAUCAGGAACACUUGGAAGUGUCUGUUGCAGUGCAGACAGAGGCAAGCUGGCUGUAUGAACACGCCUUCAGGGAAAGUGUUACCACUCCAAAGAAAAAAAGAAAAUUUCCUCGUGAGAAUGAUAUCUAUACAGUCCUGUCCCAAGAUCUCAGCAGCUUAGACAUUUUGUGCGAUACAGAGUUUAAAGAAAACUUCUUAAAGCUUUUUCAAGAGUCACUGCGUACCCUGUCCAGUGUUGGGCCACCAACAAUCCUAGCCUACAGACCAGAAACCUCAAGAGAAGAUGUUUAUAUAGAGGUUGAAAAGGACUUUCAAUCAACUUGUGAGUUUUGUGGAAACCCACUGAAACACUAUCCUUCCUUUGAAAGUUUAGAAGAAAUAGCAAAACGUGCAUAUCUUUUCUGUUGCCAGGAGUGUAGAGAGCUUCAUGAGUUCAUUGUCAGUAUGAAGAAGCAGUACGCAAAGCCUGAAUACCAGCGAAUAGACAUAUCUCCCAAUCAGGAACGUGGCAGUGAAUCUGAGAGACGGCUAGCCAGGGAAAGAGCCCUGCAAAGGCUGAAAGAGAGACAAAUGGCAAAACAGUUGGCCCUCUUGGCAAAUGAGCAAGAUAAAGGCAUCGCUCCAGUACAUGGCCUUGAACACAAUAAACUACUUAAAACAAUUUCCUUCACCCUGUCCCAAGAGUCAGCCUGGACACGGAGGCCUAUCCAAUAUUCUGCUAAAAGAGAGAGCCAAGAUGUCAGCUAUAGUAUCUCUUACUGUGAUUUUACCUUGGCUGGUGGAAAGUUAGUGAAAAACCAAUUCUUACAACAAUACUACAAAAAUGGCGUGAAGUUUCUUACAAUGUUUCCAAAUGGCUCAGCUCAAAUCUUCUAUCCAUCUGGAAAUCUGGCAAUAAUGCUUAUACCAAAGAAGGAGAAUGCACCCUCCAUUUGUAUAGUUCAAGAAGACAAGUCUGAGAAUGCAGAAAUUCAAGCAGUAUUUGAUUCAAGUGGUAGAGGGACUUGCUAUCAUCCAAAUGGAAAUGUGUGGAUUAAUAUAACAAUUCGUGGAGGCCAUUAUUCAGACCAAGAUGGCAGCAAAGUGAAAGCCUGGAUCUGGCCAAAUAACUUGCAGAAGAAGAGUCCUAGAGCAUUGUUUAAACCAAUUUUUCUUGCCUUGAACCUGAAUGUUGGUGUGAGAAUACUAAUGCAAGAUAAAUUAGCCAUUUCUUUUCUUGCAAUGGGGAAGCAAGCAAAAAUCAGCAUCGGAACAAAAAUAGAGCUACUUCCUGGUCAUCAUCCGUGGCCAAAGUAUGUAUCUGAAGAUGAUUUGCUACUAUUUGCCAGCAGAAUAAAAAUUCUCCGUAUCUUUGCAAAACUGCAUGGAUGCUUAGAUUUUCCAACCAAUGACUGGGGGCCAAAAGUCCAACUCCCUUCAUACAUUUUGAAAUGGGCUGCAAGAUUAACAAAUCUCUGCAAAGACUGUGAAAUAAGCACAGCUCUGGACAAUUUAAUUGCAGAAAUAAUAAAUUCACCAGCGUGAUCAUCAUCAAAUUAUAUGAAGAUACUAGCUUCAUUGUUGUAAGGAGUAUCUAUAACUAUGUUGGAUUCUGUAUGAACAGAAGAUCAGAUUGAAAUAUUUAGUAAGCAUUUUGUGUAUCUUGGACACAAAACAUGAUAAACUAUCUGGUAUCUUCCUGAAAUAUCAAGAACAUACUCGGAAUGCCCUCAGAAGUCAAAGUGUUUCAGCAAAACAUCUUAAAGCCAAUAAAUGAAGGAGCCAAAUACGGGAAUGAGGAAAGAGCUUCAGUGUGUAGUCACGACUCAUUUAAGAUGGACAGGGCAUAAAAAUAACCUGAAGGAAUGUUAUAGCAUUACUUUAGCCAGUACAUCUCCUAGUUUUUUCCUCUUUAAAAAUGAUGUCUGUACUUAAAAAAUAAGAACAUAUAUCUAAGUAAUAUCCCCAUAUAGCUGAUGAUUGGUUGAAGGUGAGUUUAUUAGUUUGGCUUACGUUUAUUCAGUGAGACCACUCACCGGUUUCCUGCAGUAUCUGAUGUUCCUGCUAACUACCACAUGCAGAUAGUACACAUCUAGGAGCCGGCAAGUUACUUGACAAAACUAAUCUGAUGCAGGGAAGAGUAAGCAAGUGGCACUACACUACAACCAGCUAUACUUUUGAAAAUUGUUUUUUGGCAGCAAGUAAUGGUUUAUAAAAUCACCCACUAAUAUUAAUCAUUCCUCAUUAAUGGAGAGCCAUCCAAGGCAUAUAGUUUACAACUGAGAUUUUCCUCACAAAGCAAGUUUGUGUCAGGACCACCUUUCUGAACAUAUGCAGGCUUUUGAGCAUCAGAAAGCUCUUACUCUUAACCUGAGAAAAAGCUAGCUUUAAUCUGUCUUUCUCAACACAGGAAUGAGGAACUGUUGAUCUUCAGAUAUUUUAGACUACAAUUCCCACAAUUUCUUACCAUAGGUUAUGGUGGGCAGUGCUGAUGGGCCUUGUAGAACAAAGCACCUGGUCUCCACCCUUGUUUUAAGAAAAGGGACCUACCAAAGACAUACCUGAUUCAAUUGCUUGCUGAAGAAAAAGAGGACUUUAUCGAAGAAACUGAAGACAGACUUUACCGCUUUACACUGUGUCCAAGUCAUAUGUAAGAAAAUAUUCUGCUUUUGGCUGUUUAUCGACAGUUUCCAAAAAGUACAGCUGUUGUAAGACAAUAACUGUUUUUCCAGUUUUAAGCUAUUCAUUAUACCUUUACUAUUUAAAUCUUACUGAAUCCAUCUUUGUGUUCUUUGCAUCAAUGGCUGACCAGCCAGUAAGGCAGGAGAUAAAAUAUACAUCCAAAUAUUGGGUCACAAUUUUAUCUAUUCACCGAUUAUCAAAAUACAGGAACUAUCCACUUA